Messenger RNA from Cheilinus undulatus (humphead wrasse), 3765 nucleotides. RefSeq lists its product as uncharacterized. The coding region runs from base 245 to 769 and encodes 174 amino acids. The transcript is spliced from 7 exons. NCBI's taxonomy places the organism in Eukaryota, Metazoa, Chordata, Actinopteri, Labriformes, Labridae. The record is from RefSeq and is a predicted model, not a curated record.
GAUGAACGUUACUUCUUUAACCACAAGAGGCCACUGUCCAAGUUGUCAGCCAUUUUGGCUCCACUGCUUUGAACCAACGUAGCUAGUAGCGGUGCAUCACGGGAUACAGGAUGGCUCCUGAGCAAUUAAGCUAAUGCUAACAUACAGGGCAUAGCGGUGUGUAAAAUAUACAAAUCGAGCUCAUUUUCUGCGGUUUUAGGAUCAGUGUAUUAAUGUGAUAUAUCAACCGUCCCUUGUUAUCAUCAUGUCAACGAAGGCUGAGUCCAGAGUGUCUAGCUCCAGCUCUAGGAAUGAUGAAAGAAGAAGAUCAAGAAGCAGAGGAAGAGAAAAAAGGAAACGGAAACGGAGCCGUAGCAGAUCUUCGUCAUCCUCUUCCAGUUCAUCAUCUUCAUCGCCAUCAUCUUCAUCUUCUUCAUCGUCAUCGUGUUCAUCACACUCGUCCAGCCGCAGAGGAAGAGGAAGUAGCUCAAGCAGUAGUGACUCUCGCAGUAAAUCCAGAAAGCAGUCAAAGAAAAGAAAAAAGGAGAAACAACACAGAAAAAAAGGGAAGAAAGAGAAGCGACACAAACGUAAAAAAGACAAAAAAGCAAAAGGAGAAGAAAACUCGGGACCUGUUCAAAUCUCCAAGUACUUGAAGGACAGAAAAAAAGGCAAGUAUAGCAUGAUUUCAGGGAAGAAAAUAAAGAUGAAAGUGAAGAAGUCCAAGAAAGACAAGCAGCGAGAUAAAAAUCGUGCAGAACUUCUUGAAUUCUUGAACUCUACCCUGUGAUUCCACUGUGUUGUGGUGCUCAGGCUCAAACAUGUCACCAGAACUCAGGAAGCAACGUGUAUGUCCAUGAGGAAGAAAAAUAAAGGAUUCUCAGGACAGGAGAUGAGGAAUGACUUCCAGCUAGGAGCCAGAUGGAGUGGAGAAGCAGUGAAUCAUGCUCUGCUGUGGGAUGCAGUUGUGCUAUUUCAUUUUGGUGGCAAAUUCCUCAGCCUAGCCUUUAAAAUAUAAAAUAUGGUCUUUGUUGAAAGUGUCAUCUGAAAACUUGUCAGUGAAAUCUGAUUUGACAACAUCAGUCAGAGAAUGACAAUAGAUGUUGGUCUAAUGAUAACAAACUGUGAUCUACUUUGCAAAAGCUGCCUCUAACAACCCAUUUACACCUGGUUUUGAAAUGAGAUCUCUACUUGGAUCCGAGUUUACACCGCAGACUAUAAAAAGUAUUGGAUAUGCCUCAGUGACAUCAAAUAUUUGGUUACUGAAAGGGGCUUUUGAAGGUAAUCGACUGAGGAUGCCAUAUUGAAACCACCACUCUUUUCAGACAGCCUAGUCACAGACAAAGGGGUAACUGAGGUGGGUCUGAAGGCUCAUGACAAACGGUUACAUAGUGCUGGCUUGCAGUCAUAUUAGCCAUGCGCCUGAUUUUGCACACCUCAUAUCCUUAAAAAUGAAAUGGACAGGUCAUACAAAUGUGGAAAGAUGAGAACAAUUCAAGCCAAAAUCCCCUUUUUUGAACCAGGUUGUAAGCAUGUUUAUUUCUGUGGUGAAAACAAGCCUUGUAACGUGGUAUGCAUGUGACUGACCAUGCUUCUGCCUCAAGUAGAGACUAAACAAACUGUGUUUUUUGCACUUCUGCAAUGGCUUCUUUUUUCAACCAUGGAGGAAGCUGGUGGGUUAACACCUUUAAUUUUAAUUGGUUUUUGUAAUCUCAGUUGGAUCUGAUUACUGUCCUUCAGAGAAUAUGUCAGAAAAGCAUGAUGAUCGAUGCUGUGGGGUUGUCAGAAUCCUAAACUUUGAUACAAUUUUAGUAAAUAUCAAAACAUAGAACUCCCAUGCACCCUAAAUUGGGUAUUUCAAGUCUGCUCUUGCAAGAUGCCUAAAUUGCACAAAUGCAUUAAAAAGAAAUCUUAGAAUUUAAUCGGUUUCCUUCUCUCUUCUCUGCAGCUUUGUGUUUGUAAUCAUAUUAACGUAACUGUAACAUCUGUAUCAGAUGCCACAAUGACUAGAGAGGGUCUAGAUUUGCUGACUUGUGAAUUUGAAUUAAACCACUGCUUCGCUAUCUUUUGGUUGCAGAAGGUUUGGGUCAAAAUAUGAUCAAGAUAAUUAGUUUUUUUUAUUAUUAUUACCAGGAUUGUACCUUUUUAAAACGCAUGGUGUUGAAGUCUCAAAAAUGUUGACAAUGUUCUUAUGCGUAUACUCCAGCAUGUCCUGUGUAUUUACAUCUCCAGAUGUGGUCAGAAUGCUUGCGUACACAGCUAAGUUUUAGUUGCAGCUUUAAAGGCAAUGCAGUGAAUUAAUUUAUUGAUGGAAAUAAUUUAUUGAUGGAAAUAUGUCUGACUUUGCUACUGUGGCGCAUAUACCCAGCGAGUUGUGCAAGUUACUAUUAGACCUUCUCAUUGCCCUUGCUAACAAGUUACCCUAUAGUAAACUGGCUGUGGACAACAUUUACAACCCUGUUAAGCCAUGUUUAUACCCUGCGCUUUAUGUUACAAAUACAAUGCCAUCACUCUAGUUUAAGGUGACAUCUGCUUGGGCUACAAGGUGAAUUCUGCAUUACGUAACAUUUACACUCAUUGUCCUCCAGGUCAAAGCUCAGCACAGAAACUGAUGAGCAUGUAUCAAAGGCCUAGGCCAGUUUGGGUCUGAUUCAAGUGUAAAAUUGACCACAAGCUAUAUUAUCUUGGUGUGUCAGUCUGAUCUCUAGUAAUUUGACUUUUAGUCAGGCUAACAUGUUUACAGGUCGUUUGAAAGUCCAGUUUUAGUGAGAUUGAUGCAAUAAUUCAAUACUGCAUGCAGGGAUUGAGUCAGACUACCCUAGAUGUGGUCAUGCAGAUCGUCUUAACAUUUAUCGUUUACACCUUGCAUUAACAUUUCUCUUCAUCCACAUAUGUGAGUAGAUCUCAUAUAAUCCUAGGUGAAAAUGGGUUCUUAGAUUCCAGUGGGUUAUACUCAGCAGCUAAAGUAACCCCUAUUCUCAGUCAAAGAUGACAAACAAGAUGCAGAAAUCUGCUAAGCUCAUGUUUUUCUAACUCUAUGUUGGCUCUUCUUUUUAAAUAGUUUUCUGUCCCAGCUGACACUCACAUGAGAGGAGGCUUCUUAUCAGUUUGUGUAAAGGCUCCAAAUCCUGCCCUGUGUUUACCUGCUGACUGUGUCGAAACUCUUGUCAACCUCGCUCUAUUUUGGUAACCCUUGAGAGGACAUGCAUCCAAACAUUUUGUUUUACAUUUUUAAUUUUUUCCUAUGCCAGUUUGGGUUUGAUACAGGCAGAAAAUUGACAACAAGAAAAUUAAACUUGUUCUCAGGCAAACCCAUCAUCAUAAGAAAAUUACACAAAUAAGUCAAGAUCUGAAGAAAAGAACCAGAAAUGACUUGGAGUAAGAUAAAAUCUGGAUGCACGUUUGCAUAGGGCUUCUAUAUGGUUCCGUACACUUCAUACCUUUAUUUUUUGUAGAUAACGAUAUGUCUCCACUGUACAUGAUGGACUGUGGGAACUACAGUGUUUUCAGUGUGUACUGACACAUUUUUAUUUGUACUUUUUUUGUAGUAAAUGAUAUGAGAAUAACUCAUGUUGGAAUUGUGUCCUGUGAAAAAGAUGUUUCUCCUUAAAUUCUGUCAAGAGACAGUUACAACCUAGUUUUUUAUGAUUUUAAAGAUCAACAUUAGUACCCCUGUUAAAAUCCAGUUGAAAGCUUUCCACAUAUAAUGGAGUAAACCUGUUGUGUACUGUUGAAAUUUGUGACAAAAAAUAAUCGGGAAUAAAUUGCUGCAAAUUUUUUAUUUUA